Metopolophium dirhodum (rose-grain aphid) is the source of this 4683-nucleotide messenger RNA. Its product is annotated as structural maintenance of chromosomes protein 6-like. The record is from RefSeq and is a predicted model, not a curated record. Lineage: Eukaryota; Metazoa; Arthropoda; Insecta; Hemiptera; Aphididae. Gene Ontology annotation, biological process: double-strand break repair via homologous recombination. The transcript is spliced from 3 exons. Gene Ontology annotation, molecular function: single-stranded DNA binding; ATP hydrolysis activity; damaged DNA binding. Gene Ontology annotation, cellular component: site of double-strand break; Smc5-Smc6 complex; nucleus. The coding region runs from base 330 to 3476 and encodes 1048 amino acids.
CGGUCAAAAUAACGAAAAUAAUAAAUUUAUCUACAUUUGAAUGAUGUAUUAUAUAUUGUUCAUAUUCCAUAUUAUCUCCUUUUUUAUAACAGCUGAACUAUUCUUCCAGGUACUUUGACUUAUUUCGAAAAAAGUACCACAACAUUAUCCAUACAUUUUUGGUUUAAUGCUUUUAGUAUACAAUAUACAUUAUACAAUGAAUUAAUAGUUUGUACUUGAGUUAUGAGUUUAUUUAGAAGUCUCCAAAUGUGGUCCUAAAACGUUCAGUAUUUAUAAAAUAUACAAUAAAUUAAUCAACUUGGAUAUUUGUUUUAAUUUACACAUUAAUUAUGAAUUCAAAAUAUAAACUAAGUCAAAAGUUCAGUCAGAUGAAUUCACAGUAUACUAAUGAAGAUUGGUAUAAUGGAAGUAUUAAGUCAAUCACUCUCAAAAAUUUUAUGUGCCAUUCAAAUUUUCAUUUAUCAUUGAAUCCUCGAAUUAAUUUUAUAUCAGGUUUGAACGGUAGUGGAAAGAGUGCUAUCCAAACUGCUCUUGUUGUAGGGUUUGGUGCUAGAGCAAGCAUCACCAACCGUGCUACUUCAUUAAAGUCGCUUAUCAAAUAUGGACAAACAUCAGCUACUGUAUCAAUAACCAUAGCAAAUAGUGGAGACGGAAAUACUGACUGCGGUCCUUACAAGCCUGAAGUGUAUGGCAAGCAAAUUACUAUAGUAAGACAAAUUACAGAAUCAUCUACUACCUAUAAAUUUUUAAAUGAAAAUAAUAGAGUUGUUAAAGGCUUUAAAAAUGAAUUAAAAAAUUUGACACUUCAUUUUAAUAUAUUAGUGGAUAAUCCAAUAUGUGUUAUGAAUCAAGCAAUGGUUAAAACAUUUCAUAAAAGUGCAAAUCCAAGUGCUAAGUAUGAUCUUUUCUAUAAAGCUAUAUCUGCAAAUGUAUAUAGUGAAAAUAUUGAUGAAACAAAAUCAAUUGCAAAAGAGUACUGGAAAAAACUUGAAAAUGUUAAAAGUGUUUUAGAUCAAUGUUUCAAAGAAGUAAGUGAUUAUGAAACUUAUGAAAAAAAAUGUAAACAGUUAGAAACAUUGAAAGAUUAUAAAAUUCAAUUUGAAAAUGAGUAUGCUUGGUAUUUUGUUAAUCAACAUGAAGCAACUUACGAAAGAUAUUUAAACGAAAUUGAAUCUCUUAAAAGUAAUAUGUCUGAGAAUACAGAACAAACAAAUAUUUUGGAACAGAAUAUUAAAUCAAUUUCAGAAGUCUUGGGGGAAAAAAAAAAAGAAUUGACAAAUGUUGAAGAUUCUCGCUCACACAAUCAUAUGGUUUUCAUGCAGACAAAAAAAGAAUUGCAGGAAAAAAUCAAUGAGUUUGAUUCAAUGAAGCAAUCUGUUAGAAAAUAUGAUUCUGCUUUAAAAUUAUUAAUCAGUGAUAGGAAAGAUUUAGAAAAACACAUUGAAGUUGAACGUCAAAAAGGCAAUACUAAUACUUUAGCGCAGUAUAAAGAAAUGUUGGCACGCUAUGAGCAAAGUUGUUCUGAAGUAGAGGCGGCAUGGAAAACAAAUAUGGAGCAUGAACAAACUCUACGAAAUACAGUUGAUGAAUUAAAACAGAGGAUUGGAAAUUUAAAGAACAAUGAGGUUACUCCCUUACAAAGGAAAAUAGGUGAACUUAAUAGAAAUAUCAGCAGUAUGUCUCAACAAGAAGACAGGAUCAAUUUUUAUGGGAACUGGAUGCCACAAUUAGUUAAAGCUAUUGAAGUCGCUUUUAAACAAAACAAAUUUAUAAAAAAACCUAUAGGUCCUAUUGGAGCAUACAUUAAAGUAAACAAUGACAAAUGGAUAUUUGCAAUCGAAAAUUUCUUAGGUCGUGGGACUUUAAGAACAUUUUUAGUUGAUAACUUUACAGAUAACAAAGUACUUCAAUCAAUAAUGGAUAGAAUAAUUACGGGAAACAUAAGAAAACCCACUGUUAUUACUAGCAAAUUUUUUGACAAAGUUCAUAACAUUACUGCUACAGAAACUCAAAAUAAUUUGUUUCGUAUGUUAAACUUCACUAGUCCUAUAGUAGCUAAUUGCCUGAUUGAUAACAACCAUAUUGAGACAAUAAUGCUUGUAGAUGACACUGCGGAAGCUAUGCCUAUGAUGGAAAAUAUGUCCCAAGUUCCUAGAAAUUGUAAUUUCAGUUUAACUUUAGAUGGAACUCAAAUUUAUCCUAGUCCUUCAUAUAGAGUGUAUUCUUUACAAAGUCGAACUGAACCAGUUCUCUUGCAAAGUGAUGUUUCGGUUGCUGUUAAUAACUUGAAACGUGAGAAAAAAGAGUUAGAAGUAAAAAUUAAUAAUCUAAACAAAGAAUUUGAAAAUUUUGAACAGUCGAAAGUAGAAAAGCAACAACACUUUGAUAAGACUCAAUCAGAGUCACGAUUACUUAAGGCCAAGUAUGAUGAAUACCAAAAAAAAAUAAAUGAACUUAAAUCUAAAUGUGAAGAAGAACAAGAUGACAGAAUGGCUACUCUUACUGAAGAAAUAAAUGAUGUUGAUUUAAAAAUAGCUAAAGCCAAAGAAAUAAAAGAUAAUUCCAUGAAACCAAUUCCAAAGUUUGAAAAAGAAAUUGAUGUAAUAAAUGAGAGACUGCAAGAAGUAAAAUCUAUUAUUGAAAAGACUGAUCGUUCUGCAUUAUUAGAAGAAAUUGAACGCCUCCAAGCUAAAAUAAAUAAUUAUAAAACAGAAAUAUUGCAAAUUAAUAAUAUUUCAACUGAGCGAAAACAAUUAUUUAAAGAUUUAGUUGUAAAAAAAGAAAAUGAAAAAAAAAAUUUUGAAAAAGAAAAGAAAAUAGCUGAAAAAUUAUGUGAACAAAUGCAGGUAACACGUAAUGAAGAAGAUAUAAGGAGAGAUAUAGAAGAAACCACUCGUAAAUAUAAGUUAUUAGAAAUGGAGUUGAAUAAGAGAGGUGAAAACCAUCUAGCCUUGAGAGAUGAGUAUAAGAAGAAAAAAGAAGAAUUUAUUCUUCAAAGUACUUUAUAUAAACAAAUUGUAGAGAUUUAUAAUGCCAACAAGAAAUCUGUUGAACUUAGUACAGAAGCACUUCAAAACUACAUUGAGUAUGUUCGACUGAAAGUAAUUGAAUCUUUUGAAUUGGUGCUGAUGUUACGUCAAAUUAAGGGCAAACUCGAAAUUAAUCAGCAUGAACAAAGUAUGGUAAUUUCAAUGUUUGAUAACAUAAGUACUUCGUGUGCCUCCGGUGGUGAACGGACAUUUGCUACAGUAGCUUUGAUUUUAGCAUUGUGGAGCAACAUGCAAUUACCAUUUUACUCCAUUGAUGAAUAUGAUGUAUACAUGGAUAAUGUUAAUCGAUUAGCCACUACUCAGCUGCUGAUGAUGGCUAUUGAAAAUCGUAAAAAUCAAUUCAUAUUUCUCACUCCACAAGACAUAUCCCAUAUAAAAAGUGCUGAUAAUAUUAAGAUAGUUAAAUUAAAAGAACCUAGAUCUUAAAAGUUAUUUAUUUUUAGUUAUUACUGUUGUAAUGGGUUAUAAGUAACUAGAUUUUAUUAUUAUUUCAAACAUUAUAGGUAAAUAACUUUGCUAUUUCGAUCUUAAUUUUUUAUAUUUACUUUUGACAAUAUUUUUAUACCAGCGUUAAUUUAUAUUAAUGUACUUGUAAUGGUACUAAACAUAAUUUAAAUUUCUGUUCUAGUUGAUAAGAAGAACAAUUUUACAUUUACUACAAUGUAGUUUAAUUAUACUUAAAAUAAACAAUAAUAAUUAUUUUAUUCAAAAAAUAAAAUAGAUGUAAUCAAUUUAUAUAAAUUAAUGAAAUACUAUUAUAAUAUAAUAUACCUAUUUAUUACUAUUAUACUUAAAUGUAAUGUAAAACAAUUUAUAUUUUAUUCAUUAUUUUCAAAUAAUCUAUUCUUCAAUCUCAAAAAUGUAAUAUAUUUUAUUGUUUUUGUUAAUGUUAACUUUGACAUAAUAACAGAAAUUAAAAAAUAUAUAUACUGAACAAAACGUCAUGUGAAAUAUAAAGAUUGCAUAAAUAAACAAGCUAAAAAGUGACUGUGGGUAUAUUUUGUCCUUUCCCUUAUUAAUUAUUGUUCAAAUAUGAAAACAUGAUGUCAUGAUGCCACAAACAGCUAUAAAUAUAAAAGUAUAAAUUAAACACUGUCUAUGACACAUUUGGCGAAUUGUUUUAAUACUUUUUGACUCCAGAUGUGUUUAUUGCAUUGAUUUUUGAUUUUUUACAUACAAAUACUGUAAAUUUUAUGCACACUAUUUAUUUUUAUUACAUUUUUUUUUUAGUUGCACUAUAGUUAAUUACGAGUUACAAACAUUAUUUAAAUUUUAACGAGUUAAUCUGUAAAUUGCAAUUGUAAUGUUAACUGUGGAAUACUAUCAUGCUAAUAAUCAUACUAUAUUAUUGUAUGUUGAAUAAUGGUUUAUUAGUUUUCAUGAAUUGUUUAAUAACAUUUUUAUAGAGCUACUACAUAAUAUGGAGUAUUGAAUAGUGAGUGAUACGUGUUUGUUAUUCAGUGGAAUGUGAAAGUCGGGUUUCUGUUUUAAACAUUUUUUAUUCUUUUUCAGUGCUAGUACCUACUCAAAAGGCACUAGCCACUAAUGUACUACCAUGCAAUUUUUGAAAUGUAAUGACCAUGAAUCAUGUUCUUUUACCAUUGACCAUGAUUUAUAUGCAUUAUUUUGAACC